AUGUUUCCCGUCACUGGAUCCCUCUCGCCUCUUGAUACCUCUCAUUGCUCGAUGCCAGUCGCCACAUCCCUCUCAUCUCCCCGUCCCUCCGUCUCCCCUCCGACACCGCAUCCCUUCCGUCGACACCACCCUCUAGUCCCUCCCUCUCUCCCGUCGUUCGAUCCCUCCCUCAGUUAUCUCUCCCGUCUCCCUGCUCCUCACCUACCUCCCUCCUUUGAUGCAGAUACCACCUCCCCCACUAGUACCUUCUUCCUGCCAUUCACCUACCUAAUUUUCCUUUCCGGUCGCCCAACUUUCCCCUACCCGCGGCCCUCGCUUCCCUCCCAUCGCCCCCUGCGUCGCCCUCGCUUCUCAUCUCAUCGCCUUCCCCGUCGCCCUCACUUCGUCUGCCUGUCUUCCGUGCUUCCUCUGCCCGUCUUCCUUGCUUCUCCUGCCCGUCGCCCUGAUUUUCCCUGUCCGUCGCUCUCGCUUCCCGCCCCAUCGCCUUACUCGUCGCCCUCGCUUUCCGUCCCCGUCGCCCACGUUUCCCCUCACAUAGCCACAUACCUCCAUACACUUUACCACACGUGCCUUUGCCAUCAACUCGCGCACACACCCGCCCUACUUCCCCCCACCUACCGCCCUCCAUCCUUCCGAAUCCGGGAAAUCUGUCAAACGAAGGCAAUGGUGGCUAACAUGCAGAUUCACCUUCAGAUUCACCUGCAGAUUCACCUUCCUUCCCUCGCUCGCUCUCUUCCUCUCUUCCUCUCCCCCUCUCUCCCUUUCUUCCUCUCUCCCUCGCUCACACUCGUCAAUCCCUCUCUCCUUUCUUCCCGCACCCUCUCCCCUUCCUCCCCUAGCUACAUUUCUAUUCCUUCCCUCUAA
This is a messenger RNA of Closterium sp. Naga37s-1, 864 nucleotides long. NCBI's taxonomy places the organism in Eukaryota, Viridiplantae, Streptophyta, Zygnematophyceae, Desmidiales, Closteriaceae. The record is from the annotation of a GenBank genome assembly.